AUGAAUCAAAGCGAUCCGCAAGACAAAAAAAAUUUCCCAAUGGAAUACUCUUUGACCAAGCAUCUUUUUUUUGAUAGGCUUCUACUUGUUCUUCCCAUAGAAUCUAAUUUGAAAACAUAUGCUGAUGUGGAGGCAGAUUCAGUUUUCAAUUCGUGUCGGUCCAUCAUUUUGAAUAUAGCCAUCACUAAGGACUUGAACCCGAUUAUCGAAAACACAUUAGGUUUAAUUGACUUGAUUGUGCAAGAUGAAGAAAUUACGUCUGACAAUAUUACAGAUGAUAUUGCCCAUUCUAUAUUGGUUCUUUUGAGAUUACUGAGUGAUGUUUUUGAGUAUUACUGGGAUCAAAACAAUGACUUCAAGAAAAUUAGAAACGAUAAUUACAAACCGGGAUUUUCAAGUCACAGGCCAAACUUCCAUACAUCUAGGCCAAAGCACACGAGAAUCAAUCCAGCUUUGGCGACGAUGUUACUAUGUAAAAUUUCUAAGCUGAAGUUCAAUACAAGAACUUUAAAGGUUUUACAGAACAUGUCUCACCAUCUUUCUGGCAGCGCUACUAUCUCAAAAUCGAGUAUUUUACCCGAUUCACAGGAAUUUUUACAAAAGAGAAACUAUCCAGCAUAUACCGAGAAAAUAGAUUUAACAAUAGAUUAUAUCCAGAGAUUCAUAUCUGCUUCCAAUCAUGUUGAAUUCACAAAGUGUGUCAAAACAAAAGUUGUUGCACCUUUAUUGAUAUCACACACCUCAACCGAAUUGGGCGUAGUAAACCACUUGGAUUUAUUUGGUUGUGAGUAUUUGACUGAUAAGAAUCUGCUAGCAUAUCUGGACAUACUACAACACCUGUCAAGUUACAUGAAGAGGACCAUUUUUCAUUCGCUUUUGUUAUAUUAUGCUUCCAAAGCUUUUUUAUUUUGGAUAAUGGCAAGGCCAAAAGAAUACGUCAAAAUUUAUAACAAUCUAAUAUCAUCAGAUUAUAAUAGUCCGUCUUCUUCAUCUGAUAAUGGUGGUUCGAAUAAUUCUGAUAAAACGUCUAUAUCCCAACUAGUCUCACUGUUAUUCGAUGACGUUUAUUCCACUUUUAGUGUAUCAUCAUUAUUAACAAAUGUCAAUAAUGACCACCACUACCAUCUUCAUCAUUCAUCUUCUUCAUCAAAGACGACCAACACUAAUAGUCCAAACUCUAUAUCAAAAACGUCGAUAAAGCAGUCGAGUGUGAAUGCUUCUGGCAAUGUUUCUCCGUCUCAGUUUUCUACUGGGAAUGAUGCAUCGCCUACUUCCCCUAUGGCAUCAUUGAGUUCACCCUUAAACACGAACAUCCUAGGGUAUCCGUUAUCUCCAAUCACUUCAACACUAGGACAGGCGAAUACUUCCACAUCGACUACGGCUGCAACUACCAAAACAGAUGCAGAUACGCCCUCUACUAUGAAUACUAACAACAAUAAUAACAAUAACAACAGCGCUAAUCUUAAUAAUAUUCCACAACGCAUAUUUUCCUUAGAUGACAUUUCAUCCUUUAACUCGAGUAGAAAAUCACUCAAUCUAGAUGAUAGUAACUCCUUGUUUCUUUGGGAUACUUCUCAGCAUUCUAAUGCAUCGAUGACAAAUACAAAUAUGCAUGCAGGAGUUAAUAAUUCUCAGUCUCAGAACGAUCAGUCUUCUUUAAACUAUAUGGAAAAUAUUAUGGAGCUGUAUUCCAACUAUACCGGAUCAGAACUAUCCUCCCAUACUGCCAUAUUAAGGUUUUUGGUGGUUCUGACCUUAUUAGACAGUGAAGUAUAUGAUGAGAUGAACUCAAAUUCGUAUAGAAAAAUUUCGGAACCGAUAAUGAAUAUUAAUCCGAAGGACUCUAAUACUUCAAGUUGGGGCUCAGCAUCCAAAAACCCAAGUAUCAGGCACCUCACCCAUGGCUUAAAAAAACUUACUUUACAGCAAGGCAGGAAACGUAACGUUAAAUUUUUGACAUAUUUGAUUAGAAAUUUGAAUGGGGGACAGUUCGUUUCAGAUGUUUCCUUGAUUGACUCUAUCAGGUCCAUUCUAUUCUUAAUGACAAUGACGUCUUCUAUAUCCCAAAUCGAUUCAAAUAUUGCUUCUGUUAUUUUUUCGAAGAGAUUCUACAACUUGUUGGGUCAAAAUUUAGAGGUCGGCACCAAUUGGAAUUCUGCCACUGCAAAUACUUUUAUUUCUCAUUGUGUUGAAAGGAAUCCCCUUACACAUAGGCGUUUACAAUUAGAGUUUUUUGCAAGCGGUUUACAGCUGGAUUCUGAUUUAUUUUUAAGACAUUUACAACUGGAAAAAGAACUCAAUCACAUAGACCUUCCCAAAAUAUCGUUAUACACUGAAGGAUUUAGGGUAUUUUUUCACCUAGUAAGCACCAAAAAACUUCAUGAGGAUAUUGCAGAAAAAACCUCCUCUGUGUUAAAGAGACUUUUCUGCAUAAUUGCUGAUAUUUUGUUGAAAGCAACGCCUUAUUUUGACGAUAAUGUAACCAAGAUUAUUGCUUCUAUAUUGGAUGGGCAUAUUUUAGAUCAAUUUGACGCUGCGCGAACACUUUCUAAUGAUGAUCAUGUCAGUUUUGAUGCUGCCACAAGCGUUUACACUGAGCCAACCGAAAUUAUUCAUAACUCAUCGGAUGCCUCGUUAGUCUCUUCACUUUCCCAAUCACCCUUAUCAAUUAACUCAGGAAGCAAUAUCACCAAUACGCGCACCUGGGAUAUUCAAUCAAUCUUACCAACCUUAUCGAACAGAUCAAGUGCUUCUGAUUUGAGCUUGUCUAACAUUUUGACUAAUCCGUUGGAGGCACAACAAAAUAAUAAUGCAAACUUGUUAGCCCAUAGAUUAUCUGGGGUUCCUACUACUAAGAGAUACGCUUCACCGAACGACUCUGAAAGAUCACGACAAAGUCCAUAUUCUUCUCCGCCGCAAUUGCAACAAAGUGACUUGCCUUCUCCGCUCUCAGUCCUCUCGUCAAGUGCAGGAUUUUCUUCUAAUCAUUCGAUUACGGCAACCCCAACUAUUUUGAAAAACAUCAAAUCUCCAAAACCAAACAAAACAAAAAAAAUUGCUGAUGAUAAACAAUUGAAACAGCCUUCUUAUUCAAGAGUAAUACUGAGUGACAAUGAUGAAGCAAGAAAGAUUAUGAUGAACAUUUUCAGCAUUUUCAAAAGAAUGACCAACUGGUUUAUACGCCCAGAUGCUAAUACAGAAUUCCCGAAGACUUUUACGGAUAUUAUAAAACCACUUUUUGUCUCUAUAUUGGAUUCUAAUCAAAGACUACAAGUUACAGCGCGGGCUUUUAUUGAAAUCCCAUUAAGUUAUAUAGCUACUUUUGAAGACAUUGAUAAUGAUCUUGACCCAAGAGUACUGAAUGACCAUUAUUUGUUAUGUACAUAUGCCGUUACUUUGUUUGCUUCAUCAUUGUUUGAUUUGAAGUUAGAAAAUGCGAAGAGAGAGAUGCUACUAGACAUUAUUGUUAAAUUUCAACGAGUCCGUUCUUAUUUAUCAAAUUUAGCAGAAAAACACAACCUAGUCCAGGCAAUAAUUACGACGGAGAGGUUGACGCUGCCAUUAUUAGUUGGUGCUGUAGGAAGUGGAAUUUUCAUUUCAUUAUACUGCAGUCGUGGAAAUACGCCACGCUUAAUAAAAAUUUCAUGUUGUGAAUUUCUACGAUCCUUGAGAUUUUAUCAAAAAUACGUAGGCGCUUUGGAUCAAUAUUCCAUUUACAAUAUUGAUUUCAUAGAUGCUAUGGCCCAGGACAAUUUCACUGCCUCAGGAUCAGUGGCUUUGCAACGGCGUCUAAGAAAUAAUAUUUUAACUUAUAUCAAAGGAUCCGACUCAAUCCUUUUGGAUUCAAUGGACGUGAUUUACAAGAAGUGGUUUUACUUCAGCUGUUCGAAAUCAGUUACGCAAGAGGAACUAGUAGAUUUUAGAAGCUUGGCAGGCAUUCUAGCUUCUAUGUCAGGUAUUCUGUCUGAUAUGCAAGAGUUGGAAAAAAGCAAGAGCGCUCCAGAUAAUGAAGGAGACAGCUUAUCAUUUGAGUCACGAAAUCCCGCUUAUGAGGUGCACAAAAGUCUUAAACUCGAGUUAACGAAAAAAAUGAAUUUCUUUAUUUCAAAACAAUGUCAAUGGUUGAAUAAUCCAAAUCUAUUAACAAGAGAAAAUUCGAGAGAUAUAUUAAGUAUUGAGUUGCAUCCUCUAUCUUUUAACUUAUUGUUUAACAACCUAGGACUGAAAAUAGAUGAACUGAUGUCAAUUGAUCUUUCAAAGUCACAUGAGGAUUCAUCGUUUGUUUUACUAGAGCAGAUAAUAAUUAUAAUAAGAACUAUACUAAAGAGGGAUGAUGAUGAAAAGAUAAUGCUACUCUUUUCGACGGACUUGCUUGAUGCGGUCGAUAAGUUGAUCGAAAUAGUGGAGAAAAUUUCCAUCAAGUCCUCCAAAUAUUAUAAGGGAAUUAUCCAAAUGUCGAAAAUGUUUAGAGCAUUUGAGCACUCUGAAAAGAACCUGGGCAUUUCAAAUCAUUUCCAUUUAAAGAAUAAAUGGUUGAAGUUAGUUAUUGGUUGGUUCAAACUAUCUAUUAAUAAGGAUUAUGAUUUUGAAAACCUGUCAAGACCAUUAAGGGAAAUGGAUUUGCAGAAAAGGGACGAAGAUUUUUUGUAUAUCGACACUUCUAUUGAAUCUGCAAAAGCAUUGGCUUACCUAACACAUAAUGUUCCUUUAGAAAUACCGCCUUCAAGCUCAAAAGAAGAUUGGAACAGAUCUUCUACAGUAUCAUUUGGCAAUCACUUUACUAUUUUGUUAAAAGGUCUGGAGAAAAGCGCGGACCUGAAUCAGUUUCCAGUUUCAUUAAGGCAUAAGAUCAGUAUACUUAAUGAAAAUGUAAUAAUAGCGCUAACGAACUUAUCUAAUGCCAAUGUCAACGUUUCUUUAAAAUUCACUUUACCAAUGGGUUAUUCUCCAAAUAAAGAUAUCAGAAUCGCCUUUUUAAGAGUUUUCAUCGACAUAGUAACCAACUAUCCAGUUAACCCUGAGAAACAUGAAAUGGAUAAAAUGCUAGCUAUAGACGACUUCCUGAAAUAUAUAAUCAAGAACCCAAUAUUAGCAUUUUUCGGAAGUUUAGCGUGUUCUCCUGCUGAUGUUGAUUUAUAUGCUGGUGGAUUCUUAAACGCCUUUGACACUAGAAAUGCGUCUCAUAUCCUUGUUACUGAGCUCCUUAAACAAGAAAUCAAACGGGCCGCAAGAUCAGACGAUAUUCUCAGAAGAAAUAGUUGUGCAACAAGGGCUUUGUCACUUUACACUAGAUCUAGAGGUAACAAAUAUUUGAUAAAAACUUUGAGACCCGUUUUGCAAGGGAUAGUGGAUAACAAGGAGUCUUUUGAAAUUGAUAAGAUGAAACCAGGAUCCGAAAACUCCGAAAAGAUGUUAGACUUAUUUGAGAAGUACAUGACAAGAUUAAUUGACGCAAUUACAAGUUCUAUUGAUGAUUUCCCAAUAGAAUUAGUUGAUAUCUGUAAAACAAUUUACAAUGCUGCUAGUGUAAAUUUUCCAGAAUACGCAUAUAUUGCCGUUGGGUCAUUCGUUUUCUUGAGGUUUAUCGGGCCUGCUUUAGUUAGUCCUGAUUCGGAAAAUAUCAUUAUUGUUACGCACGCCCAUGACAGAAAGCCCUUUAUUACACUAGCUAAAGUUAUUCAAAGUUUAGCUAAUGGCAGGGAAAAUAUAUUCAAGAAAGAUAUCUUAGUUUCAAAAGAAGAGUUUUUGAAAACCUGUAGUGAUAAAAUAUUCAAUUUUUUGUCUGAAUUGUGCAAGAUACCGACUAACAAUUUCACCGUCAAUGUAAGAGAAGAUCCGACACCAAUAAGCUUUGACUACUCAUUUUUGCAUAAAUUCUUUUACCUCAAUGAGUUUACCAUAAGAAAAGAAAUUAUUAAUGAAUCCAAAUUACCAGGGGAGUUCAGCUUUUUGAAAAAUACUGUUAUGCUCAACGACAAAAUUCUUGGUGUAUUGGGACAACCUAGCAUGGAAAUAAAAAAUGAAAUUCCUCCUUUUGUAGUCGAGAAUCGGGAAAAAUAUCCUUCAUUGUAUGAAUUCAUGAGUCGCUAUGCCUUCAAAAAAGUGGACAUGAAAGAAGAAGAAGAGGAUAAUGCGCCAUUUGUACAUGAAGCAAUGACAUUGGAUGGCAUACAAAUCAUUGUCGUAACUUUUACCAAUUGCGAGUACAAUAAUUUUGUAAUGGACUCACUGGUCUAUAAAGUUCUGCAGAUAUAUGCAAGAAUGUGGUGCUCUAAACAUUAUGUAGUUAUCGAUUGUACCACCUUUUAUGGGGGUAAGGCUAAUUUCCAAAAAUUGACUACUCUAUUUUUCAGUUUGAUACCAGAGCAAGCAUCAAGUAAUUGUAUGGGAUGUUAUUACUUCAACGUCAACAAAUCAUUUAUGGACCAAUGGGCCUCAUCAUAUACUGUAGAAAAUCCGUACUUGGUCACUACAAUUCCCCGUUGUUUCAUCAACAGCAAUACUGACCAAAGUUUGAUAAAGUCCUUAGGAUUGAGUGGUAGGAGUUUGGAAGUUUUGAAAGAUGUAAGAGUUACUUUGCAUGAUAUUACCCUUUAUGACAAGGAAAAAAAGAAGUUUUGUCCCGUGUCCUUGAAGAUAGGAAACAAAUACUUCCAAGUUUUACAUGAGAUUCCGCAGUUGUACAAGGUUACCGUAUCAAACAGGACAUUCAGCAUCAAAUUCAACAAUGUUUACAAGAUAUCAAAUUUAAUUUCAGUCGAUGUCUCUAACACCACAGGCGUUUCCUCGGAAUUUACGUUAAGUCUUGAUAAUGAAGAAAAGUUGGUAUUUUGCAGUCCGAAGUACCUAGAAAUUGUGAAAAUGUUUUAUUAUGCCCAGUUAAAGAUGGAAGAAGACUUUGGUACGGAUUUUUCGAACGAUAUUUCAUUUUCAACAUCCUCUUCAGCAGUUAAUGCUUCUUACUGCAAUGUUAAAGAAGUUGGUGAAAUUAUAUCACAUUUGUCAUUGGUGAUCCUUGUAGGUUUAUUCAAUGAGGAUGAUCUCGUCAAAAACAUAUCAUACAACCUUCUCGUGGCAACGCAAGAAGCAUUUAAUUUAGAUUUUGGGACAAGGCUUCACAAAUCCCCAGAGACAUAUGUACCCGAUGAUACCACCACGUUCUUGGCCCUAAUUUUCAAGGCUUUUUCAGAAUCUUCAACGGAACUAACUCCAUAUAUAUGGAAAUAUAUGCUGGAUGGCCUUGAAAACGACGUGAUUCCUCAAGAACAUAUUCCUACGGUUGUCUGUUCAUUGUCAUACUGGGUACCAAACUUAUAUGAACAUGUAUAUUUGGCAAAUGACGAAGAGGGACCAGAGGCGAUUUCACGUAUAAUCUAUAGCUUAAUCAGGUUGACGGUCAAAGAGCCAAAUUUCACGACAGCUUACCUUCAACAGAUUUGGUUUUUACUGGCAUUGGAUGGUCGUCUCACGAACGUGAUAGUUGAAGAAAUAGUAAGUCAUGCGCUGGAUAGAGAUUCAGAAAACAGAGACUGGAUGAAAGCUGUGUCAAUACUAACCAGUUUUCCAACGACAGAGAUUGCUUGUCAGGUAAUAGAGAAGCUAAUAAAUAUGAUCAAAUCUUUUCUACCUUCUCUAGCAGUUGAGGCUUCCGCACACAGUUGGUCUGAGCUUACUAUUUUAUCAAAAAUUAGUGUGUCAAUUUUCUUUGAAUCACCCUUACUUUCCCAGAUGUAUUUACCGGAGAUUCUUUUCGCUGUGUCUCUGUUAAUUGAUGUCGGUCCUUCGGAAAUAAGAGUCUCAUUGUACGAGUUGUUGAUGAAUGUUUGUCAUUCUUUAACCAACAAUGAGUCCUUACCUGAAAGGAAUAGGAAAAAUUUGGAUAUCGUCUGUGCAACAUUCGCACGUCAAAAGUUGAACUUUAUCUCCGGUUUUAGCCAAGAAAAAGGUAGAGUUUUACCAAAUUUUGCCGCUUCCUCCUUCUCCAGUAAAUUCGGAACAUUAGAUCUCUUCACUAAAAACAUUAUGCUAUUGAUGGAAUAUGGUUCUAUUUCAGAGGGUGCACAAUGGGAGGCAAAAUAUAAGAAAUAUUUGAUGGAUGCGAUUUUUGGCCAUCGGUCGUUCUUCUCUGCGAGAGCUAUGAUGAUUCUAGGUAUAAUGAGUAAGUCGCACACGUCCCUUUUCCUUUGUAAAGAACUUUUAGUUGAAACCAUGAAGGUCUUCGCAGAGCCAGUUGUGGAUGAUGAACAAAUGUUCAUCAUUAUAGCUCAUGUCUUUACUUACAGCAAAAUUGUCGAAGGGUUAGAUCCUUCUUCAGAAUUAAUGAAAGAGCUAUUUUGGCUUGCUACAAUAUGUGUUGAAUCCCCUCAUCCUUUACUCUUUGAAGGUGGUCUCCUGUUCAUGGUAAAUUGUUUGAAGCGACUGUACACGGUCCAUCUUCAACUUGGAUUCGAUGGCAAAUCGCUAGCCAAAAAAUUAAUGGAAUCUAGAAAUUUUGCUGCUACGCUUUUGGCUAAGUUAGAGUCAUACAAUGGAUGCAUAUGGAACGAAGAUAAUUUUCCUCAUAUUAUUUUAGGUUUCAUUGCAAACGGUUUAUCCAUUCCUGUCGUAAAAGGAGCCGCAUUAGAUUGUCUACAGGCCCUUUUCAAGAAUACAUAUUACGAAAGAAAGUCCAACCCAAAAUCCUCCGAUUAUCUUUGUUACCUUUUCUUACUCCAUUUGGUCUUAAGUCCUGAACAACUUUCUACCUUGUUACUUGAAGUCGGCUUCGAAGAUGAACUGGUACCUUUAAAUAAUACACUAAAAGUGCCACUUACUUUGAUCAACUGGCUAAGUUCAGACUCAGAUAAAUCUAAUAUAGUCUUAUACCAAGGAGCACUUUUGUUUAGCUGUGUUAUGUCAGACGAACCAUGUAAAUUCCGUUUUGCUCUAUUGAUGAGGUAUUUGCUCAAAGUCAACCCUAUUUGUGUAUUCAGGUUCUAUACGCUGACUAGAAAGGAAUUCAGGAGGUUAUCAACCCUAGAACAAUCAUCUGAAGCGGUUGCUGUCUCUUUUGAAUUGAUUGGGAUGCUUGUUACACACAGUGAGUUUAAUUACCUAGAGGAAUUUAAUGAUGAAAUGGUCGAACUUUUAAAAAAGAGAGGCUUGUCAGUUGUGAAGCCUCUGGAUAUUUUUGAUCAGGAACAUAUAGAAAAGUUAAAAGGAGAGGGUGAACAUCAAGUGGCAAUUUAUGAGAGAAAAAGAUUAGCAACAAUGAUACUGGCAAGAAUGUCGUGCUCCUAA
Saccharomyces cerevisiae S288C is the source of this 9279-nucleotide messenger RNA. It is a transcript of the gene IRA1, whose product is annotated as GTPase-activating protein IRA1. The coding region runs from base 1 to 9279 and encodes 3092 amino acids. Gene Ontology annotation, biological process: negative regulation of Ras protein signal transduction; adenylate cyclase-inhibiting G protein-coupled receptor signaling pathway. The transcript has a single exon. Lineage: Eukaryota; Fungi; Ascomycota; Saccharomycetes; Saccharomycetales; Saccharomycetaceae. The record is from RefSeq and is marked reviewed. Gene Ontology annotation, molecular function: GTPase activator activity. Gene Ontology annotation, cellular component: cytoplasm; membrane.